Molecule: messenger RNA, 2119 nt
Organism: Pipra filicauda (Wire-tailed manakin)
Lineage: Eukaryota; Metazoa; Chordata; Aves; Passeriformes; Pipridae
Gene: ARFIP1
Product: ADP ribosylation factor interacting protein 1
Exons: 7
Coding region: 244-981 (245 amino acids)
Biological process (GO): intracellular protein transport; regulation of Arp2/3 complex-mediated actin nucleation
Cellular component (GO): trans-Golgi network membrane
Molecular function (GO): phospholipid binding; protein domain specific binding
Source: RefSeq, a predicted model, not a curated record
GCCCCCGGUUGCCAUGGCCGCGACCAUAGACACGGCAGCCCAGAGCGGCCGCCGCCCUCCUCCCCUUUCCGGCACGGCGCUUCCGGCUCCUGCUGCCACCGGAGAAGGAAGAAAAUAAAGCCGGAGAGGGGCCGCCGGCGCCGCCCUGCCCGGCUGCUUCUUGCCCCCUCUCCCUGUCUCCGUCCCGCCCUGCCGUCCCCCGCAGCACGACGUCCCCGGGGCCGACGCGGCGCCGCCGCAGGUAUGUCAGAACACAGCAGCGAAUCCACAACACUUGAUGAGUCUCACCCUGCUGCAGAAGAGGUCCAGUCUGGCUCUGAGGAAAGUGCAAUGGCUCAGGAGUCUCCCAAAAAUUCAGCAGCAGAAAUUCCUGUGACUAGCAAUGGACAGCUGGAAGAUUCUCAUGAGCACAGCUUUAACAGGGACUUGAAAUAUUCGUUACCAGUUGGACUUGGACUUUCUGAAACCAAAAUAACAUCUCGUGGCUUUGACAGUGCCAAAGAGGGAGUUGUUGAGGCAGGACCAUUUCCAAGUAAAGGUUCCUCAGCAUCACCCAAAUCAUCUGUUAUAUCUCCUAGCAGUGCAGCAGCUAGCAGACUGGCUGGACAAGGUUGUGAUUUAAUUAUUCCCACAGGGAGCAGGGCUCAGCAGAAGAGUGGGCCUGUUGUGUUAGCAGAUGAAGUAAAGAAUCCAGCGAUGGAGAAACUGGAAUUGGUGAGAAAGUGGAGCCUAAACACUUACAAGUGUACACGUCAGAUCAUCUCUGAAAAACUGGGCCGUGGCUCAAGAACAGUAGAUCUGGAACUAGAAGCUCAAAUUGAUAUAUUGAGAGAUAACAAAAAAAAAUAUGAACAUAUCUUGAGACUGGCACAGACGCUGUCCACGCAGCUCUUCCAGAUGGUACAUACCCAAAGGCAACUUGGAGAUGCAUUUGCUGACCUGAGUUUGAAAUCAUUGGAACUUCAUGUAAGACUUUUAUAGUGUUAAAAAAAUACAGUGGCAGAGAUGAAGAUAAGCCUAAAUGACUUGUGCAGGGCAUAUAGUAGUUAGCAGCAACUUUUAUAAACAUUGUAGUUAAUAACAUAUUACGUGCUCUGUGUGUCAAAAGCCUAUGUAAUUCACUUAAAACUAUAGGAAAUUAUUGAAAUUACUGUAGUUCUUUGUUUCUUAAACAUUUGCCUCUAGUUGAUGGUUGGACUCAAGAACUGACAACCUUGCUUUGUAGAGAAGAUGCAUUUUACUAUUAAUUUUGAUUCUAAUGAAAUGUCAUCAAAGUGUUCCACAGUAUUACGUAAUUUCAAUUACAGGAUGUCUUUGGGGAAUGUGCCUGGGAGUAAGUAGAUUAGGGCACAUUACUUCACUUGUGCACAUUGAAUGUGAGUAAAUUAUUUUUCUGUAGCAUAUUUAAGCAUUUUGAUUUCAUCUCAAAGUCCUUUUUCAAUCAGAAUUUUCCUACUAAUAGGACUAAUCUGUAUUCUUAUGUUGUCUGGAGUUGCUGAGCAAGAGAGGCAAUCUUUAGAUAUCUGGGCUGUUAUGAUUCCGUGGUUUAGAAGUUAAUGUAACACUGGCACUUUCUGUUGCCAAUAAUAAAACUGUCUGCUGUAAAGAGAGAAAAGGUAGAUGUUGCUUACAAAGUAGAGUAGCUGGCCUGCUUUUAUAUUGCUUGUUCUGUACUUGGAAAGUUAAAGCAGUAUUAUUUGGAAAACCAGUAUUAAGUGGCUUAUGAUUCUCUAAAACAUAGCUGCUGGAACAGCUCAAAAUAUCUUUGUGAUUUUAAAAACAUCUUUCUUUUCUUAAUUGUCUUUUACCAUUGAGUUUUAAGGGAGGAGGUGGAGUUCUUGCUUGCACAGAGGAACCUUAAGUGAUAGCUAGCUGAAAAACAUUGAGACUCCUACACUGGCAUACAGGAAUUUUUAAUAUUAAUCUGACAGAUGAAAAUCUGUGAAUGUAGAGCAUUUCUAGCAGCUAAGAAAUUAAAUUAUCUGCUAAAAGAAGCUUUUAAUAAUCAGUUUACUCUUGACACAAAUACGGGCGUGUGGUUUGGGGCAAAACUUACUGAUUGUUAUAAAAUAUGUGCUGAAGCUGGAUGUUUCUUCCAGAACUUGGAUGAAAUCUGGCG